Carassius auratus (goldfish) is the source of this 3568-nucleotide messenger RNA. Its product is annotated as integrin alpha-M-like. The record is from RefSeq and is a predicted model, not a curated record. The transcript is spliced from 30 exons. Gene Ontology annotation, biological process: cell adhesion mediated by integrin; integrin-mediated signaling pathway; cell-matrix adhesion. Gene Ontology annotation, cellular component: integrin complex; external side of plasma membrane. NCBI's taxonomy places the organism in Eukaryota, Metazoa, Chordata, Actinopteri, Cypriniformes, Cyprinidae. Gene Ontology annotation, molecular function: integrin binding. The annotation marks the transcript as partial.
CUCAACAGUCUCUCUCUUGUUUCUCCAGCAUCUCUUUCAGAGGCCUUCAACAUCGACACUGAACAUCCACUGAGAUUUAACGGCACGCCGGAAGAUUUCUUUGGUUACAGCGUUUAUCAGACUGAGUUUGGAAACAUGAAGCAGAUCAUUGUUGGAGCUCCAUUGGAAGGAAACUCAACAGGGGAGAUGUACAGCUGCACAGCAGAUCUGCAGUCCUGCAAACGGCUGCAGCGUCCAGGUUCAGAGAGCGUCCGCUUCUUCGGCAUGUCUGCUGCUGUGUCUUCUGCUGCUCUCACUAGCUGCAGUCCGUAUGUUCCUCAUGAGUGUGAUGGAAACUCGUAUCUGAACGGUGUUUGUUAUCAGUUCAACAGCAGCUUACAGAUUGUCUCUAACUUCACCGCCGCUUACCAAGAAUGCACCAAUAGAGAAGUCAAUCUGGUGUUUCUCUUUGAUGGAUCCAGCAGUAUGAAAUUCCACGAGUUUGAAAUGAACAAAAAUUUUAUUAAAGAAGUUAUGAGAAAACUUUCUAACUCAUCCAUAAAGUUUGCUGCUGCUCAGUUUUCAGGAGAUGUACGAAUUGUGUUUGACUUCAACGAUUAUCAGAACGGCUCCGCGGAAGAGAAACUCAUGAGAGAGAAACACAUGAAAUCUCUUUCAAAUACACAUAAAGGAAUCAACUACAUUCUAAAGAAUCUGCUGAAUAGCGUGUCGUCUGGAGCCGAUCCCUACGCUCAGAAAGUUCUGGUGAUCAUCACAGAUGGAGAUCCCAGUGAUAACAAUGAUGAUUAUGAUUAUAUCCUCAAGAGAUGUGAUGAGCAGAAUAUCCUCCGUUACGUCAUCGGGGUGGGAAUUGUUCAUUUCACUCAACUCACUCAGAUGGCAUCAGAACCAAAACAGAACAACACAUUAUUAAUUCGAAACUACACUCGACUCGAAGGAAUUCUUGACAACCUGCAAGAAAAGAUCCACAAUAUUGAAGGUACGAUAAGAAGUAGACAGAGAGAUUUAUCACAGAGUGGAUUCAGUGUCGUCUACCAGGAGGACUCUGUGAUCAUGGGUUCAGUCGGAUUGAAUGACUGGCGUGGAGCUCUGUAUGAAUUGACGGGAUCAGGAUCUGAAUUCAGACAGACAGAGAUCCUUGGUCCAGCUUUAAAUAAAGACUCGUACAUGGGUUUCUCUACUGUGCUGGGGAUGAGACACGGCGUCUCUCUUCUGUUCUCUGGAGCACCGCGGGCUGAACACAGGGGUCUUGUGACCCUCUUCACCAAGAAUAAAAGCACAUGGACAGUGACGAGCAACAUCAAUGGAGAACAAAUUGGCUCAUAUUUCGGAGCGUCUCUGAGUCUGUUGGAUGUGGACUCGGAUGGAAACUCAGAUUUCCUGCUGGUUGGAGCUCCAUUAUUUUACCAGUCUCAGCCAAAGGCUGAAGGGAGGCUGUACGUCUACACUUUAUCAGACCAGAAGUAUUUUCAGAAGACACUGAAUGUGAGCCAGUCAAGCACAUGUAGAUUUGCUACAUCUGUGGCUUCACUAAAGGACCUGAAUGGAGACAGUCUGUCAGAUGUGGCAGUCGGGGCGCCGCUGGAGAAUGAAGGCGUUGUCUACAUCUACCUGGGUGAUGGGACGCAUGGCAUAAACCCUGAACACACUCCUCAGCGGAUCCCAGCACGGUCAGUUCUCCCGGGUCUGCAGCAAUUUGGAGUGUCUCUGUCUGGUCAGAUGGACAUGAAUGAUGAUAAUCUGACAGAUAUCGUGAUCGGAGCACAAGGAGGGAUCGUCCUGCUCAAGGCUCUGCCUGUGAUGUCUGUAUCUGCGAAGCUCAGUUUCAAUCCAAAGGAAAUUAGUCUGAACAACUUUGAAUGUCCGGGUGACAACACAUUUAAUGCAUUUAAUCUCACGUCAUGUUUCACGGUGACCGAGAGAACCAGCAGCAAAGGAUCUCUGGAGAAGAAUCUGAAUGUUUCUCUGAAUCUGAAUGUGGAUGUGGUACGAGGAAUGAGUCGAGGAUUCUUCAAUUCAAUGAAUUCGUCGUCCAGUUCUUUGCAGCAGUUUGUUCUGCUGGAUUCUGGGAUUUCCUGUUCCAAUUUCUCCAUCUUCAUGCUGCACUGUGUUGCAGACACAGUAUCUCCUCUGAAGAUACAAAUUAAUUUCUCACAAACUGAGAAGUUGUCUGGAAACCCGGUGGCUGUUCUCGACAUCAACAGCAGGACGGAGGAGCAUGUCGAGGUGCCGUUUCAAUGGAGAUGUAAUUCAAACAACAGCUGUGUGGCGGAUCUGAAGCUGAACUUCAGUUUUAUGAACGACACAUUAGUGGUGAAGAAUCAAGCUUAUUUCACGGUCCUUGUAUCGCUGGCAAACCCAGGCGACGACUCCUUCAACACCAGCAUAGUUCUGCAUUACCCAGAAGGCCUCUCGCUCGCUAAAUUUGAUGCUAUUAAGCCGAGUCUGACUCGAAUCAGCUGUGGUGAUGAAGACAGCGGUGCUACGAACAGAACAUCCUGCAGCAUCAAUCUACCAGUGUACCGCAGCGGCACCACAACUCAGUUUCUGGGAACCUUCCGUGUGACAAAAUGGGAUAACGAUUGGUCUGACCGGUUGGAGAUGAUGAUCACUGCCAACAGUGAUAACAAUGGUAACAUGAGUGAUACGGUGGUGAGGAAGAGCGUCCCGGUGCAGUUCUCCGUUGAUCUGGCGAUCAGUCUAGUGGCUGAAGACUCUGUGACGUAUCUGAACUUCUCUCUGGAGGACAGAGGUCCAAAACCUCUCAACAUCAGCUACAAGGUGGAGAAUCUGGGUGUUAAAGGUCUGCCGGUGUCGGUCACGCUCACCCUGCUCUGUCAGACUACCCAUGUGAUUUUAAGACCUCAUAGCUUCAGCAUGCAGGAGAACUCGCUGCAGUGCAACUUCAAGCCAGAACAGCAGGACAGUAACUGCGGGAAGUUUGAGUGUCAUCCGUUUCUUCUGCAGAAAUCUUCAGUAGCUCACUUCAACCUGAUGGCACAUGCAGCUCUACAAAAUGUCAAGGAAUUCAAGAGUAAAUACUCCUUCUACGAGUUCAGGAUGGAUUACGUGUUCAACAUCAGCGCUGAGCUCAAAUUCAACACAAGCCACCACAAGCAGAUGUCAAACAAGCAGGAUGAUCCCCACAGAUCCCAGACUGCAGUGAAGGUGGAGUUUGUUGUUCCUCCCAGUCGAAUGCUGAUUGUUGGCACUGGUGUAGUGGGCGGGUUUAUCUUCCUCAUCAUAUUGAUCCUUCUGCUGAAAUGUGUGUUUUUUACAGUAAAGUCCCCCGAAGUUUAUGAAAAUAGGAUGGUGGUUCUACUCAAAUUCAUCAAUAAAGAAAACUGACGUCUGAGUCAGUGUUUUGAAGGAGGGCUCAAAACUGAAGUUCCUUUUUUAUGUUAAUGAUUUUUAAUGGUCCAGGUUUAUGACCAGGUUUUCUUCAUUUUCAGUGUGUUCAGUAUGUUUAGUUUAAUGAUGUUCUUUCCAGUGUCUUUGUAGUUUAUUUAUAAUAUCCUAAGUUACAUACAUUUUAUGGUGUUUUUUUUCCAUUAAACAGUUUUUGUCU